This is a messenger RNA of Tarenaya hassleriana, 843 nucleotides long. Its product is annotated as non-classical arabinogalactan protein 31. NCBI's taxonomy places the organism in Eukaryota, Viridiplantae, Streptophyta, Magnoliopsida, Brassicales, Cleomaceae. The transcript is spliced from 2 exons. Bases 152 to 643 code for a protein of 163 amino acids. The record is from RefSeq and is a predicted model, not a curated record.
UAAACGCAAACGCAUAUCCCUUAUAUAACAAGCUGUAGGGCAACCCCCCUCUGGCCUCCCUAUAAAUAGUACCUUAACUUUAGGCCACUUCAUCCUCUCUCUCUCUCUCUCUCUCUCUCUCUCUCUCUCUCUGAGAAACAAAUUAAACACGAUGGAUUUGGCAGCCAAGUGUCUUGCUAUUGCAGUGGUUCUGCAAAUCGCGAUAUCGAGCAAUGGAGUGAUGGGCGUUGAGCCGUCGGAGACGAAGAUGAGUCGGAGCCUCGUAGCGGUGCAAGGCGUCGUCUAUUGCAAAUCUUGCAAGUAUGCCGGCGUCGACACUCUCUUGGACGCCUCUCCUCUUCAGGGUGCGACAGUGGGGCUAGCGUGCAACAACACGGAGAAAGGGCUAACAAUGGAGUCGAAAACGGACAAGAACGGAUACUUCCUUAUGCUCGUCCCGAAGAAGAUAACGUCGUACGCAUUCCACAAGUGCCGAGCCACGCUUGUAAAGUCGGCGGAGAAUUCAUGCAAGAUUCCGUCGCAGCUCAACAACGGCACCACCGGAGGAUUCCUCAGGCCGUCACAGCCCAUCACCGUCGGAAAGGUCUCCUACGUUCUUUACACCGUCGGACCCUUCGCCUUCGACCCUUCCUGCCCUCGUUGAUCUUUCCUUUUUUUCUUACCCCUUUCUUAAUUCGGUUCAUGACCCAAGCUUUCGAUAUAUUCCUGUUAUGGUUUGGAUUUGAGUUUGAUGAGUAGUGAGCUUUUGUCAUGUUCUUCAAUCGUUUGAGCAUUUGACUUCGUUUCUAUGGGGUUUUGUUUCAUUUUAGUAUGGAUUAUGGUCCGAGUGAUCUGUGGACAUUA